AUGAAGUUCGUUCUGUUCGUGCUUGCCUUCUUCGCCGUCGCCGUGGCCUGCAUUGCCGCCAUGCCUGAGAGCGCUUGCACCGUUGAACUCGGCCUUCAGUGCGCUGGUGCGAUUGCCAAGUGCUUCGAUCAGUGCAAGGCCUUCGUCCAGAACCCCUCGGCCUGCUUCGACUGCCUGGGCUCCAACGUGGGCACCUGCUGCCCCUGCCUCCAGGCCGCCUUCCCCGGCCUUCAGUGCUAA
Messenger RNA from Acanthamoeba castellanii str. Neff, 240 nucleotides. RefSeq lists its product as uncharacterized. The record is from RefSeq and is a predicted model, not a curated record. Lineage: Eukaryota; Discosea; Longamoebia; Acanthamoebidae. The transcript has 2 exons. The coding region runs from base 1 to 240 and encodes 79 amino acids.